GAGAGAGAGAGAGAUUUUCAACGUCUCGGAAGUCGGAAGCAAAAUUAUUUCCGUCAUCUUUCCCUCCCUAAACGCCAAAAAGCAGGAGUUUCAGAGUGGGGUAUUAACAAGCACAUUUCUACCUCCUCCAAAACAAAUCGUGCUUUGAAAACCCUAGAAAGUCUAAGCUUUUGAUUGCUUCCAGUUCUGCUGACUUCUUGCUCAACCUCCAUGAGUUCAAUGAUUUCAUCAUCUCGAGGAAUACAUCCUCCUGCAAGACUUGUCUCAUGUGAAUCCCCACAUAUGCGGCCUUCAGGCCCUUUGGAUCAUUCUGAACCAGAGUUCAACGACAGUGAUGAAGCAGAGUUACUGUCUGUGUCAUGGAAUCAGGACUAUGGAUGCUUUGCUGCUGGAACAAGCCAUGGUUUUCGAAUUUAUAAUUGUGAUCCUUUUAAGGAAACUUUUAGACGGGAUUUGAAGAGUGGGGGUUUUGGAAUUGUUGAGAUGCUUUUCCGAUGCAACAUUCUUGCACUUGUUGGUGGUGGGGCUAAUCCCCAGUAUCCCCCUAACAAAGUGAUGAUUUGGGAUGAUCACCAGAGUCGGUGUAUUGGUGAAUUUUCAUUUAGAUCUGAAGUUCGUGCAGUGCGAUUAAGACGGGACUGCAUAGUUGUGGUACUUGAACACAAGAUAUAUGUCUACAGCUUCAUGGAUCUGAAACUUCUUCAUCAGAUAGAAACUUUGGCAAAUCCAAGAGGACUUUGUUGCCUUUCUCAUCAUUCAAAUACCUCUGUAUUGGCUUGCCCGGGUCUUCACCGGGGACAGGUUCGUAUUGAACAUUUUGGCUUGAAGGUGACAAAGCUCAUUAAUGCUCAUGAUAAUCACAUUGCGUGCCUCACAUUAACAAUGGAUGGGCUUCUUCUUGCAACUGCUAGUACAAAAGGAACUUUGAUUAGGAUUUUCAACACAAUGGAUGGGACCCGCUUACAAGAGGUCCGCAGGGGGGUGGAUAAAGCUGAAAUUUAUAGUAUUGCUCUCUCUCCCAAUGUUCAGUGGUUGGCAGUGUCUAGUGACAAGGGUACAGUCCAUAUAUUCAGUCUUAGGGUUAGAGUGGUGGGUGAGGACUCAUCAAAUCAUUCCAUUACUACUCAAGGGCCAGCACUGGUUUACCAGAAUUCUUCAACUUCUCUUGAUGCCUUCAUAUGUCCAAACACCGGUGCCAAUCCUGGCUCAUCAUUGUCUUUUAUGAAAGGGAUGUUACCAAAGUAUUUUAGCUCGGAAUGGUCCUUUGCUCAGUUCCAUUUGCCAGAAGACACUCGUUUCCUUGUUGCAUUUGGAUCCCAGAACACAGUCAUGAUUAUUGGCAUGGAUGGGAGUUUCUACAGGUGCAGUUUUGAUCUUUUAAAUGGAGGGGAGAUGGAGCAGCAGGAAUACGUCCGUUUCCUGAGAACGGAUGAUCACCCAAGAUCAAGCACGAUCUGAAAGAUCACAAGACCAUUAUAUAUUCUUCCAUCCCUCUUUCUGUAGAUAUGAGACCUGAAAAUCUAUGUAAAUACUAUAAUGUGAUAUAAUAUAUUACGUAAAUAUAUCUGUAUAUACUUUCUAGAAAUGUGUAAAACCAAAAAAGAAAAAAAAGAUUGAUCCCUGUUGUUAACCUGUGGCAAUGGAUGACUCGAUAAAUGUAACAUAUGGUGGUAGUUUUUUGUUUAA
Molecule: messenger RNA, 1686 nt
Organism: Nelumbo nucifera (sacred lotus)
Lineage: Eukaryota; Viridiplantae; Streptophyta; Magnoliopsida; Proteales; Nelumbonaceae
Product: autophagy-related protein 18c-like
Molecular function (GO): protein binding
Source: RefSeq, a predicted model, not a curated record